UGCAGUGGCGCCGUCAACAUCUGAGAAAACGGAAGCGAGUGUGAACUGACGUACAUGAAGACCUACGAAGACUUGUAUAUAUAUUUAUAUAUGUAUAUACUGACAUUGUACUGAAAGUACAUUUUUUCGCCUUAUAACGUCUUCUUCCAUAUCGUUAAAAAAAGCACGAUUAGUAAUGAAGCUUUAAAUUUCGCACUACAAUUGAAAAAUUAAUAAUAAGCCCAGUUAAUGAUGGUCUACCCUGAGGAGCCCUUCUGGGUUUUACCAAAUAACUUCUACGAAGAUCGUGAUUACCGAGUUAAUGUUGUGGAAGCCUUACAAGAAUUCUGGCAAAUGAAACAGUCGAGAGGAGCUGAACUUAAGAACGGAGCUCUUGUUAUUUAUGAAUCGAUACCCUCAAAUAGUCCACCGUAUGUGUGUUUUGUAACAUUGCCAGGCGGCAGUUGUUUUGGAAGUUUUCAGAAUUGCCCAACAAAAGCAGAAGCACGGCGAAGCUCAGCUAAAAUUGCAUUAAUGAAUUCAGUAUUUAAUGAGCAUCCAUCUCGCCGAAUAAGCGAUGAGUUUAUCGAAAAAGCUGUCCAAGAUGCCCAAGCUUCAUUUAAAGGAACGCCACAAAACAGUGAAGGACAAGAGUCUGGCAUUGCAGCAUUCAGAUUUAUGCUGGAAGCCAAUAAGGGCAGAACAAUGCUGGAAUUUCAAGAAUUGAUGACCGUAUUUCAACUACUACACUGGAAUGGAUCAUUGAAGGCAAUGCGAGAGCGUCAGUGCUCUAGACAAGAGGUAGUGGCCCAUUAUUCGAAUCGUAGUUUGGAUGAUGAAAUGCGUGCACAAAUGGCUUUGGAUUGGAUAGCUCGCGAACACGAAAAUCCCGGAGUCCUGCGGAGGGAGUUACUUCUGGCAGAACGGGAGCUUGACUCUUCCCGAAUGGCUGGUCGAGAAUUGCGUUUUCCCAAGGAAAAGAAAGACAUAUUAAUCAUAGCUCAUAACCAAUUAGGUGGUAGCAAUUUGGGCACCACAUCCAUCGACAAUUGAUUAACAAGGCAUUCUAAACUGGAAACAAAUCAUUAUUAUUUUAUUUUUUUUUUAAUCAUGUGAAUUUUAUAACAAGACAUAUUAACCCUCAUUAGACCAAUGAGUCUUACCGUUUAUCUAUUGGCCAAUCAUAUGAUCUCGAAGUUCUAUUCGAUCCAUGCAAAAACAGAAAAAGAACAAUUAAGACCCUUUUAGACUUUGUCUCUGCUUUCUUAAUUAAAAAAAAAACUAAUACCAAUAUAUUCGGUUUCUGACAUGCGCUUAAAAGUGCAUAAAAACAGUGGAAAUUGUGAUUUUACUGCAUUUACAAAUUUAUUUUGCAACUUAACUUAAAUAGAAUAAUUGGAAUAUUUAUGUAUCAAAAUUGCCAGAGCGCAAAGCGCCUUGAUAUGAGGCAAAUAUCAGUUAGAUAAAUUAUUUCAUAAAAAUUAUAAAAAAACGGUCUAAUAAGGCGAAAACAAAUUAUUAUUGGAAUAAAAAAUUGAAAAAUAUUCGUACUAA
Molecule: messenger RNA, 1533 nt
Organism: Drosophila willistoni
Lineage: Eukaryota; Metazoa; Arthropoda; Insecta; Diptera; Drosophilidae
Gene: lft
Product: protein limb expression 1 homolog
Exons: 5
Coding region: 229-1032 (267 amino acids)
Biological process (GO): autophagosome maturation
Cellular component (GO): cytoplasm
Source: RefSeq, a predicted model, not a curated record